ACGUACAACAACAUCAACAACAAACUGAAUUGUGUGUAGAAGGUGUGGGGUUCCCUGACCGCACUGCCAACUAGUUUUAGCGGAGGUCCCAACAACGCCCGGUGCCACUGCGCGCUCUGCUGACGCAACCACGUCGCUGUGGCUCAAUGCGAUGGCGGACCGCAAUGUCCACAGACCUGCCCAGAGAGGGACGGAGCAAAGUCACUGAGCCACUCUCACCGGCUCCCUUAAACUGACUACCUGUUAAAGAGAGGCCGCUGUCAUUGCCGUCCCUCUCGUGAAAUAGUAUGUGGGACGGGAUCUGCUCGGAGUGCACUGACCGGGACGAGCCAGAAGUGGAGUGAAGAGGAGCAGAGUGCGCCGGGCUGACGCGCCGCAUGUUGAGCGAGCAAGUUGACUGAAAUAACAAAAGUCGAGUCGACGAGGAAGGGGACAGCCGCUCUUGGAUUUAAGGAAGAUUCAAGGGGAUAGUUGAUUUGGCAAAAAUGAAAUUCGCGGAGCAUCUUUCGUCCCACAUUACUCCAGAGUGGAGGAAACAGUAUCUUCAGUAUGAGGCAUUCAAGGAUAUGCUGUAUGCUGCCCAGGACCAAGCCCCGUCCAUAGAAGUCACAGAUGAAGACACAGUGAAGAGAUACUACGCUAAGUUUGAAGAGAGGUUUUUCCAGACCUGUGAGAAGGAGCUUCUGAAAAUCAACACAUUCUAUUCAGAAAAGCUUGCUGAAGCACAGAGACGUUCUGCCACGCUGCAGAAUGAGCUGCAGUCUUCACUGGACGCUCAGCGCGAGAGCAACGCUCCACCCGGCCUGCGGAGACGCAAGACGAUGUUCCACCUGUCGCAGGAGGAGCGCUGCAAACACCACAACAUCAAGGACCUGAAGCUAGCCUUCAGCGAGUUCUACCUCAGCCUCAUCCUGCUCCAGAACUAUCAGAAUCUGAACUUCACUGGUUUCCGUAAAAUCCUGAAGAAACAUGACAAGAUCCUGGAUACUUCUCGCGGAGCCGACUGGCGUGUGAUUCAUGUCGAGGUGGCACCUUUCUACACCUGCAAGAAGAUCACGCAGCUCAUCUCCGAGACUGAGACCAUCGUCACCACAGAGCUGGAGGGAGGAGAUCGUCAGAGGGCCAUGAAGAGGUUGAGAGUUCCUCCACUGGGGGCAGCUCAGCCUGCUUUGGCCUGGACGACCUUCCGUGUGGGUCUCUACUGCGGCUUCUUUAUCAUUCUCGCCAUCGCCUUCGUCCUUACUGGUGCUGUGUUCUUCCGCUUCGAGAACGUGUGGCCACUAGUGCGGAUCUAUCGGGGAGGUUUCCUGUUGAUCCAGUUCCUCUUCCUGUUGGGCAUCAAUACUUACGGAUGGAGACAGGCUGGAGUCAACCAUGUCCUCAUCUUCGAGAUCAACCCCCGAAACAACCUCUCACACCAACACCUGUUUGAGAUUGCUGGUUUCCUGGGUGUGUUGUGGUGUCUCAGCAUCCUCUCCUGUCUCUACUCAGAGUACACCUACCUCCCCAUGCAGAUCAACCCGCUCAUACUUUAUGGCUUCAUGGUGCUCUUCCUCCUCAACCCCUUCAAGACCUGCUACUACAAAUCACGUUUCUGGCUCCUCAAGCUGCUGUUUCGUGUCUUCACAGCACCAUUUCACCGGGUGGAGUUUGCAGACUUCUGGCUGGCUGAUCAGCUCAACUCUCUGGUGUUUGUUCUGAUGGACCUAGAGUAUCUCAUCUGCUACUACAUCUUUGAUCUGCAGUGGAGCAACAGCAAGGGCCUACUGCCCGAAAAUGCAGAUGAGCAAGGACACACGGACGCCGACAUGUUCUUCUACCUGCUGAUCGUGUUCUCCACUAUCAGCUCCCUGUACACACUGAUCUGGGAUCUGCGCAUGGACUGGGGUCUGUUUGACCGCGGAGCCGGAGAAAACACCUUUCUCAGAGAAGAAAUUGUUUACCCACACAAGGCCUACUACUACUGUGCUAUUAUAGAAGAUGUGAUCCUGCGUUUUGCCUGGACGAUCCAGAUCUCUCUGUCCACAAUGACCAAGAUCCACUCUGUGGGCGACAUCGUAGCCACCGUGCUGGCUCCCCUUGAGGUCUUCAGGCGAUUUGUGUGGAACUUCUUCCGUCUGGAGAACGAGCACCUGAAUAACUGUGGUGAGUUUCGUGCUGUGAGGGAUAUCUCCGUGGCGCCACUCAACGCUGACGACCAGACGCUCUUGGAGCAGAUGAUGGACCAGGACGACGGCGUCCGGAAUCGCUCGGGCAAGAAGACCUGGAAGAGGUCCUACAGCCUGUCGCUCCGACGCCCCCUACUAUCCUCACAGUCGAAAAAGGACACAAAGGUGCUAAUUGAAGACACGGAUGAUGAGGCUUUCAGCUGAGUCCACAACGUCAGCACGUACACACACACAAACACAGCCAUGCUAUACUUAUAAGGACCUCAUUCACUAACACCCAACCUCGACCCUUCUACAGUGUAGUGAUAAGAGUAGUGACCCCCACCCUCAGUCUAAGCCUUUAAAGCAGUGAGGACCUCAGACUGUCCUCACUUUGGACAAUUUACCUCAUCUUUACAUCCUCGUGAGUAUAUUUGGUCUUUAUAAGUAUAGAGAAACACACACAGUGCACACUAUAAUGCAAACACACAUAAAAGAAAAACCUGCUAAAGCACAAACAUAGUGUAAUAUUGCUACAGUUGAGAAGAGAGCUAAUACCACAUACACACACACACACACACAUACACACACACACACACACACACACAGACAGACAGACAGA
Messenger RNA from Perca fluviatilis (European perch), 2769 nucleotides. RefSeq names its product xenotropic and polytropic retrovirus receptor 1a (gene xpr1a). Bases 486 to 2372 code for a protein of 628 amino acids. Gene Ontology annotation, biological process: phosphate ion transport; cellular response to phosphate starvation. Gene Ontology annotation, cellular component: plasma membrane; cytoplasm; Golgi apparatus. The transcript is spliced from 15 exons. NCBI's taxonomy places the organism in Eukaryota, Metazoa, Chordata, Actinopteri, Perciformes, Percidae. Gene Ontology annotation, molecular function: inositol hexakisphosphate binding. The record is from RefSeq and is a predicted model, not a curated record.